Molecule: messenger RNA, 784 nt
Organism: Ceratitis capitata (Mediterranean fruit fly)
Lineage: Eukaryota; Metazoa; Arthropoda; Insecta; Diptera; Tephritidae
Exons: 5
Coding region: 130-756 (208 amino acids)
Source: RefSeq, a predicted model, not a curated record
UAAUGACAUAAAUAUAUAUAACACCAUUUGCUGAGUACAAUAAAGUUAUAUUAGAAAGUUGCAUAGUUGGGACGUUAGUUAAGAUGUCAAACAAGGCGAAUUCCUGACAAACUCAUCUUGCUGAAAAAUAUGUUGCUGAACGAUUUCGGUGAACCGGUUGCUCCCGAAGAAUUUGCAGAAAAACAAUUGGACCUUAGAGCUCCUUUACUACUAGCUAGUCCCAAUACGUCACUAAAAAAUGUACCAGAAGAUUGGUGUGGAAUUAUAUAUACCACACGGCGUGUUAUAAAGGAAUCUAAAGACCUCUCGUUAUUGAAGUCGGCAUCUCCAAAACGUAUAGGAGAAUUGGAAGAGAAUAAACCGACCGAAAUAAGAUUACCAAAUGGAUCCCGAAUUUCUAUCACUCCGUUUUCUUGGUCAAUAGGAAGGCAGGAAACUAAAUUAAUUUUUUUGCUUAAAGAUGAAUAUAUAACCAGAAUAUGCAUAGACGUGCUUGCAAAUACGCUCAAUAGCAUUAUAUCUAAUAAUGUUUUGAGAAAAGCAAUAAAGGAAGGCGUCGAUGUCGUACAUUUGAAUGACAGCUUCGCUAUUGGUGCUAAUCCUAGAGAUCCGAAAAUUCAUCAUACCUGGUUCAGGUUACAUUUAUUGAUUUACUUAAUACGACCAAAAAAAAUAUGUGGAUUACACGAAACAACGUUACCUAGAUAUAUUAUAGAAAGCUGUAACAAACCUGAUAUUAAUCGAUUUGCAUAUUGAUCAAUAGACGUAAUUUUCAAAUUAUGCA